Molecule: messenger RNA, 2654 nt
Organism: Pantherophis guttatus
Lineage: Eukaryota; Metazoa; Chordata; Lepidosauria; Squamata; Colubridae
Source: RefSeq, a predicted model, not a curated record
AUGCAGCAGAGCCUGGAGUAUAAUCCUCAGUUCCCUUUGGAACCCCAUCAAUCACUAAGAGUGGACUGGUCAAAGAGAUCCAGGCUCCCUGAAGAGAAUGAGCCAAGAAUGAUGGUGGCCAUGACACAAAGAUCUUCCAGGAUAAAAGUGGCUUUAAAAAUUAUCUCUGAGUUCACCAGCUGGGGGGCAGAAAUGUCUUGCAAAGAGAUCACUCCUGGCUUGGAAGAGACUCAUAUGCCUUUGCUUCCUCUAUCGUCACAGCCCAAACAAAGGAGGGAAGGUGAUAAGAAUGACUGGGCAGGAGUUAUGCUACUGCUGAUGCUGAUGCUCUUUUGGCUCCUGGCUCCAACUACAGCAAAGAGGCUGCAAACCAUUUGUGUGCUCAAGGAUUAUAUCCCAUUAAAGGAAAGCUACUACAGGCUUGGUGAUCUCAUUAUUGGUGGGAAUUUGCCCUUGGGAAUCAUUUUAAAGUCUGUUGUCCCAGAAUUUAAUACACUGAAUCAUCGUCUACAGAAUGGUCUCGUACCCAGUAACUACCAGCAGUUCCUUGCAUUGAUGUUUGCUGUCUCUGAGGUCAAUAAGGAUUUUCUUCUGCUCCCCAACAUCACCCUUGGCUUCCACAUCUACCGCCAUUUCCAGAGGGAGAUAUUUAUUUCCUUAAACAGCCUCUCCAUGCUCUCCUCACGAGGCCAAGUGGUUCCAGGUUACAAAUGUGACCUGCAGGACACUCUGCUGUCCAUCAUUGGUGGUCUCAGUGCCAAGUCCUCAAGGCUGAUGGCCUCCAUCUUCAGCAUCUUUAAGAUCCCACAGAUUCUUCCCUAUUUGAGGAAUGUGCAGUUCAACAACAGUGCUGGAGAUGAAGUCUCCUUCUCAGAAGAUGGACUGGGAUCUGCUCGUUAUGAUCUUCUCAACUGGGUUUUCCUCCCUAAUCAAUCUUUUGUCCCCAUGAAGGUUGGGCAAGUAAAUCCUGAGGCUCCCCCAGGACAAGAUUUCACCAUUAACUCUGAUGGAAUCAUCUGGGCCACAAAGAAGGUGCCCUUUGCCAGGUGUGGCAUGAAGAGGUGCCAUGCAGGAGAGAGGAGAAGAGUUCCAGAGGGCGAGCAGGUUUGCUGCUACCAGUGUGACGCUUGUCCAGAAGGGACAAUUUCUAAUCAGACAGAUGCCGCUCAGUGUGAAUGCUGUCCAGAGGACCAAUAUCCCAACAAGGACAAGGACCAAUGCAGUGCCAAGAAGAUCCACUUCCUUGCCUAUCAAGACACCUUGGGAUACACUUUAGUUUUUCUUGCUCUUUUCCUCUCAGUGAUCACAUCUGCAGUCCUGGUGAUUUUCUAUAAACAUCAUGACACACCAAUUGUCAAGGCCAACAACCGAGAUCUCACCUACAUCCUCCUGGUCUCCCUCUUGCUCUGCUUCCUCUGCUCCUUCCUCUUCAUUGGCCAACCAGGGAAGAUCACUUGUCUCUUCCGACAAUCUGCCUUUGCCAUUCUCUUUUCACUGGCGGUUUCCUCCAUUUUGGCAAAAACUGUCAUGGUGGUUCUGGCCUUCAUGGCCACCAAGCCUGGAAACAAGUCAAGAAAACUCUUAGGAAAACCACUGACCAACUCCAUUGUCUUAGCCUGUCCUCUCGUACAAGUAAUUCUUUGCGUCACCUGGCUGGUAACCUCUCCCCCAUUUCCCAACAUGGACCUCCACUCCUUGUUUGGAGAGGCUAUCUUGGAAUGUAAAGAAGGCUCAGCUUCAAUGUUUUACACUGUCCUUGCCUAUCUAGCUGUUUUGGCCCUUAUCAGUUUCACAGUGGCAUUUCUAGCUAGGAAAUUGCCAGAUAGCUUUAAUGAAGCCAAGUUCAUUACUUUUAGCAUGCUGGUCUUUUGCAAUGUUUGGAUUACUUUUCUUCCCACCUACCUGAGCACCAAAGGGAAGUUUAUGGUGGUUGUGGAGAUCUUCUCCAUUUUGGCCUCUGGGGCUGCUCUCUUGGCUUGUAUCUUUUUCCCCAAAUGCUACAUUAUUCUACUGAGGCCAGAUCUGAAUUGUAGAGAAAAUAUAGUAAGGAACAAGAAUGUCUAACUAAUGUAAGUAUUGGCCUCAUUUAUAUUUGCCUUUGAGGCAUAUUUAGAUUGUGAUAAAAUUUCUAAAAAAUGUUAACAAGAAGGACAUUUCAUCUCUUGGAUUUUCUUGGUAAUCCAUUUUGCUCUCCAAAAUCUGCAUGCAUGGAUAUUCUGUACACGAAUAAUUUGACCCAGGAUCACAAUCUAAUUUCCUUAAGGAGUAUUUAUUCCUAGCAAGGUCAUCCAGGACAUGAGAGUCAUCCUGUCAGCCUCAGCUUUUGCCUGCUUCAGCUGCCAUAAGAAACGGGGGAGGGAUUAGUUAUAGGAUGAGGGGUGGGGAGAUGCAAGAUUUGUUUUUCCUUGUAGGAUGUGUCUUCAUGAGAAACGAAAGUGAUUCUUCAAAGGGGACGGCUGACCAACUGCCCUACAUUCCUGAUGAAUGACGCUCCCAGACGUGAUGCCACCUGACCUUUGGAAGACCUUUGGAUUGGCUGAUGAUAUAUGGAUAAGGGGGGGAGAUGCUUAGUAGAUGCAUUUCGCGUGUUUUGCUCACUUCCAGCUUUACCUGGGUUGUUAAUCAUUUCAUAUUCAGUAAAAGUACCAAAUUCU